AUAUUUUUAAUGGGACCUUCUUUAAUAUAUAGACCACUCCUUGACCGACCGACCGACCGACCAACCGACCGACCGAAUCGUUAUCCUUAACCAUCGAGCGGACCAGCAGGGGUAUGUGGGCGUUUUGUUACGGUAUUGGUACGCCGGCGCAGAACCUACGACGGCAUAAAGAAAACGUAGGAUCCGUGCUCCUCAUAACGAUUCGAACAGUAUUCUGUGUAGGAUCUUCCCGAAUACGAUCUCAAUAAUGCCACCUAAAACCAGUGGAAAAGCUAUGAAAAAGGCUGGAAAAGCGCAAAAGAAUAUUAGUAAGACUGAUAAAAAAAAGAAACGGAAGAGGAAAGAAAGUUAUGCCAUUUAUAUCUACAAAGUAUUGAAGCAAGUACAUCCGGAUACUGGAAUAUCCAGUAAGGCUAUGAGCAUCAUGAACAGCUUCGUUAACGAUGUUUUCGAAAGAAUAGCUGCUGAGGCGUCUAGACUGGCACAUUACAACAAGCGAUCGACGAUUACAUCACGGGAGAUCCAAACCGCUGUCAGAUUAUUGUUACCCGGCGAAUUAGCUAAGCACGCUGUAAGUGAAGGUACAAAGGCGGUUACCAAAUACACUAGUUCCAAGUAAUUA
This is a messenger RNA of Vespa crabro (European hornet), 622 nucleotides long. RefSeq names its product histone H2B. Bases 248 to 619 code for a protein of 123 amino acids. The transcript has a single exon. Lineage: Eukaryota; Metazoa; Arthropoda; Insecta; Hymenoptera; Vespidae. The record is from RefSeq and is a predicted model, not a curated record. Gene Ontology annotation, cellular component: nucleosome. Gene Ontology annotation, molecular function: DNA binding; structural constituent of chromatin; protein heterodimerization activity.